Molecule: messenger RNA, 3147 nt
Organism: Dermacentor silvarum
Lineage: Eukaryota; Metazoa; Arthropoda; Arachnida; Ixodida; Ixodidae
Gene: mwh
Exons: 13
Coding region: 729-3017 (762 amino acids)
Biological process (GO): cell migration; cortical actin cytoskeleton organization; regulation of cell shape
Cellular component (GO): cytosol
Molecular function (GO): actin filament binding; small GTPase binding
Source: RefSeq, a predicted model, not a curated record
UCAGAGGUUCGGAGCGAACCGCCGAUGUCGUCGCCUAUAGCGUCGUCCGGGUGCUUUCUUGGGGUCUGCAGCGGGUGAGGAGGGCGAGACGCGGGGCAUGUUUUUUUACGCUAAGCCUUUUUUUUUUAUCUCGGCACGAAUCUGCUAUACCGUGCGGUACGCGUGCGAACCAGACGAAAGGGACUCCAGAAGAAGAACUGCGUUUGUGGGAGUAGGACCAACGCCUUCUGGCCAGACUUUUUUUUUUCCAAGCAGACGGCUUUGGUGACAGAUCCGUGGUUUGUGCGCUUCCUUCGGGAUGUACGAGUCUUGCGUUUCCGUCGAUUAAUCGGCGCGACGAGUUUUUUUCUGACUGAUAAGAUUCCGGAAGCGUCACCAUCUGAGUUGCACCUUUGCCAGCUGAGGGACGAUCGACUCUGAUACCAACCGAGAGACGUGCCAGUUGCUGUCACGUGCACGCCUGGAUGUGAUAACCGACUUCGCACUACCAACUAGACGACAAUAAUCUAUUUUUCUCGUCUCCGACGUGCUUCUGCCGAAGACUCGGCGUUGGUUCCCGACUCCCGUAAUCACGCAAGAACAUCUCGGCGGGCUUUUGAACCAGUGGUAGUGGUUUAGUGUGCCAAGGUGAUUGGCUAAGAGCCAGAUAUUAGGCCUUUACUGCGGUGUAGUCAAGUGGUCGCUAAUUGGUGCGUCGCGCCCGUUUUCUCUGAGUGACGUGCGGGAAUAUGGAAGUGCUGCUGACGACGCCGCUUUCGUCUGAUCGUGUGACCCGCGACUCGUCGUCUGCUACGAGCCGCGUCGUCGCGAGUUCGUCUGCUACGGCGUUGUGGUGGAGGAGGCUGGCCGGCAGAAAACGGAUCGCUCCAGGCGUGUACUUGGAGCCCGCUGUGCGAACCUUGGUGCCAGUGCCGUCCAUCUCGGACCAGGCCAGCGCUGCAGCCACGCUGGUGGCAGCAACCAUGUUGCCACCUGGCGUGCGCCAGUCGUCCGUCGCCAGGAGUGACGCCCUCCUGCACGGCGAAACCAAGAACGUCUGGGAGCUGCGCUUCGCCUACAAGGCCAGCCCGAGGCCUCCGUACCUGACCGCCACGGAUUACGUGUUCUACGUGAAGCGGCAGACGCAGCGGGAGAACAACCACCACCACAACCACCACAACAACCACAACAACCAAAAUGGCGGCGGCAACUGUCGCUCGCUGACGUCAUCCGGCGGCGACCAACCGCCGCUCAGCCCGGAGGAUGCCAUGGUCGAGCUGACAAACUUCACGGAGCUCAUGCGUCGGCUCAAGGAGGACCUGCGCUCUUCCUAUAGCAGCUUCGUGGAGGAGUUUGUGAGCGAACCAAACGACGGCGUGACCCUGCUGCUGGACCUCCUCAAGACGUACCGCCGGAGCACGGGUGCCGACCACGGCCGCUACGCGUCCACCAGGGCGAGGCAGCAGCAGGCCAAGAAGGCGCAGUCUGAAGAACUGGACUGCUUGCAAUGCCUCUUCUACUCGCUUCGAUGCCAAAAAUCCCUCGGGAAGAUCAUCAACCAUGGCAGCGGGCUCUGCACCAUCGCUUCGAGCAUCAUGUCCAACUGUAGCAAGUCUCGGAAGCUUGCUUUAGAGCUCUUGACGAAGACAUGCGAGGACCACACUUCGGGGCACAUGAAGGUGCUCGAGGCCAUGUCAUCGGUGCGACUCAUCUUCGGGGAGCCGGUGCGCUUCAAGUUCCUCGUGUCCAUGCUGCUGGGAGGGGGCAAGAUGACGGCCGGAUUCGAGUUCUCUGCGUUGUACUUCUUCAACAUCCUGCUGUCGAACAGCAAGACACCGUCCGAGCGAGUACGGCUGCAGAGCGAACUCGAAGAGGCCGGCUUCGACGUCACCGUCCUCGAAAAGAACCUCCAGGAGAAGGGUGUUCCUUCGACGGACGGCGUGUGGGAGGAGAUUGGCCGCUGGAAGCGCAACUACCUCGACGUCGGCACGGCCCUCAACGAGCACAAGCGGGUGGGCAACGAGAACGGCAAGCUGCGCACGGAGGUUGAACUUCUCAGGCGUGCGCUCAGAAAGUUGGAAGAGGACAAGAUGAACCUGAUCCAAGUUGAGCGAGAGCUCAAGGAGAAGUGCGAAGACCUCAAGCAAGAAGUGCUGACUCUCAAGAAAGUGAUCGAGGAACCAAAGACGUCUUCCAAGACCUCGGACACGGAGGACAGCGACCAGAGUGACGCGCAGGCCACGGACUCGGGCCGCUCCAGCUUCCUGGAGUACUCGACCGAGACGGAGCAGCCAGCGGGCGAGGAGGUGCUCAUCGACGUGCCCACCAUACGGCCGCCUGACGGCUUUCAGUCGGACUCCGACGACAUGAUCCUGGCCGAAAAGAGGGCGCUCGCCUCGCUCAAGAUCUCAAGUACACCGAAGGCAACCGAAACCAAGAACACCUCAGCGGCCCUUCCCUGCAUCUCGAGCAGUAACCACAGCAACGGCAGCAAGGCCACCGCCAUGAACGGCACGGCUCACGACAGUGACGGCAGUUCCGACAAGGACGACGUCAUCGACUGGAACUACCCGGCGCUCCCGGAGCCCAAGCUCUUCCGCAAGAACAGUCGCUCGGCGUCCCGUGGUGACGCUGGCGACGAGAAGCCCCGCGUCAUCGGCGUCCACCGCUUCGUCGAUUCCGCCACGGCCAGACGUCGGAGCAAGUCGGAAGACCGGCGGAAGCUGCAGCAACAACACCACCACGAGUCCACCCACGAGAUCAUCAGCAACGGCAUCUUGCUCGACAGAUCAAACGAACCGGCGUCGCUAGCUACCGUAUUCCGGAAGCAGCAGAACCUGUCGGCGUCAUCGUCCGUGCUGAAUCGAGCGGACCCGGCGGCUUCCGGUGACGUCAGCAAGGGGUCCGCAUCACCGCCGAUGCCGCUGGAGAAGCUGGGUUCGAGGCUAACGGUGUCGUCGAACGCCACGCCGAAGAACGGCUCCGGCAAGACGUCACUGGACGGCUCAAAGACCUUAGCCUGGCAGCACCGUGAGUAACGGCAGCAAGCCAGGCCUAACUGCGAGCUUCCCCAAAAGCUCUCGGCUUUCCACGCUGACGAGCGCGCGUCGCAGCGGUUCUGAAGAUCUGCUCAAGAGUCAGGAAGGUACAUCCGUGGACGAAGGUCCU